AUGGCUAAAUCUGGAUUUUUGACAUUCGACAGCUUUACCCUGGGCCGAUUCGUGUCUUUUACAACGGACGGUUGUCCGGACGGUGCCUUACAAAUAUCGGAAUCCAAUCGACCCCAGGUGGGGGGCUCUUGGUGCGGGACCUCCUGGGGCCCCGCGAUCUACUACAGCGAAACCAAAAGUGUUACCGUUUCCGUCAAUCUCUUUCGUCUCUCGAAGGUUGAAAAUGGAUACAACUUCGACUAUAGGAUGGAGUACAAGUUUUUGAAGAGGAAAGCUGCCAUUGUUCGAUAUGGAGGAAGUCAACCUCCAUCUCUGUUCAACAUCACGGAGCCUAGUACAGCAGCGGAUCCGGAGCCAGAAUACUAUUUAGGUGAUUUAAUAUCUGGAACUUAUUGUUCCCGUAUUUUCAGCGACUGUGAUAGGAAACACUGCCGUCUACAGUCCCCCAACUUUCCGGGGAUCUACCCUCGAAAUCUGACGUGCUACUACGCUGUCAGGCAGCACGAGAUACCACCAGGCAAACACGCGCUAAUAACAGUUCGCCAACCAAAAGGUCAGCUCAUCUCCAUACGCAGCCAAGCAGCACUAUUCGGUACAGCAACACCAAGCGAGAUAAAGGUCUGGGACGCAUGCGAUGACGUCCAAGACUACGUGACAGUGUACGAUGGGUACACAACGAGAGAUCCAGUGAUUCUUAAAUUCUGCGGAGGAGGUGAAGAGGUUCCUCCUGCAGUAUCCAGCGGGCAUGAACUGUUGGUGGAGUUUUCAUCUUCUCCGUAUGGAACUUUUCUACAUCCUACGCCGGUGCAGGCGUUGCAUGGGUUUCAGCUGGAAGUAGAGGUUACCUUCGUAGACCAACAAUCCCCAUCGUUCACCAAACAAAAGCGCAUGUGCGAGUUCUGGGUACGUGGCACCAACCGAGGCGUCUUGGAGAGUCCAAUCCAUUCAGUACCAGCUAACACCACCUGCCUAUACCAUCUCCAAGGACUCGACGCGUCCAUUUCACCCACCCCUCCGCCGCCACAUCGAACGCGCUAUCCAGACUGGAGGCAUGUGGGCAUGAUACUGCCUCCUCCGCGAUACAGAGUAUGGUUAAGUGUUCUAAAGUUCCACGUGGCCAGUGCGUGGGAUCCAAAGAAGGCAGACCAGGUUUGUAGGAGUUAUUUGAACGUUUGGGAUGGCCAACUGUGGACUCCGUCGAAUUGUGAUGGAUUGUAUUGCAGCAGCGGUAAAGAAAGGUCGAAGGGCCGACAGAACACCAGCGGUUCCCAAUCAUCGUCCACCGGAGGCGGCAGCAGCAAGAAGAACGUCACCUUGCUGGCCCGCUACUGCAGAGAGCACGUGCCGAGAAGCUGCGACCACUCUCUCUUGGGGAACGCGACCAGAUUCCCCAGACCGUGCACGCUGGCCGAGAGCUUUCUCACCUCCGGGGACAGCCUCACUUUGGAAUUGAAGUUGGCUGAUUCUACGGCCUUGAAACCCGUCGCGUUCAAGGCCCUCUACGAAUUCGUCGACCUGCACUUAGACGGCGAGCCCUUCGGCGAAGGGCCGUGCUCCAGGAGGUUCGGCAACGUCGCAUCACGCACCGUCGGCGCGGGAGCUUCAGCAGGAAUGGGAGGAAUAGACGAGUCCCAGCAGUUCAGAUCGCCUCGAGAUGUGUUCCUUUAUGGCAGAGGAGGAGCCAGAAAUAUUAGUUGUGUUUACCGCUUUGAAGUAAAAAAGGACGAACGCAUCAAAAUCACCAUCACCGAAAUGAUCGUGAAGAACCGCCGCUGCGAAACAGUCAUCAGCAAAGACACCAACCAACUCGAAUGCUUCGGCAACACUUCAGCUACCCUCAGGUUCUACGAAGUUCCUUGGCAUGAUGUGCCAGGUGUUCCGAAAGACUGUCUAUGUGCUGUUGAUAAAAGUCGGUUAAUUCCUUUUACGUAUUUCUCCACGUCCAACGUUGUGGAAUUGAGGUUCAACGUUGUUGGUAUGAACGCUUCGGAUGAUUUUGAUACGCUGUUUUUCGAGGGGCAUUGGAAGUAUAUCAAGACGCCCAGCUGCCAUAAGAAUUUGAGGUAUCGGGGAGCCAGUGGGGAGGUGACGUUUAUACAUCCAACUCCAUAUGACGAGGCCAAUUGUGAAUCGAAUCCGAGAGUGAUAAUCCCUGGAUUGAACAAAUAUUUGUACGUCAAAAUCAGCGGUUCCAUCAUGAAACACUCGACCAGAAAGGGCAACUCUACCCUUCGGACAAUUAUUACGGGUCAAAAAUGUGACCAUUCCAAUAGAAUUAAGGUUCACACUGCGCUAUACUCUGCUUUAAUAUGCCCCUACGAGUCUUCCUACCGUCAACACCUCGUAGAAGUAUUCUCCGAGGGAUGGAACAUUAAAAAAGAGGAUAAAGCCGUAGAUGGCAUAGCUUUGGAUAAAAUUGAAAUUGACCGACUGGGAAUCGAGUUGUCUAAAACUAUUGUGUUGGAGUUUUAUGGAAAAGAGGAAGCGGAGUAUUCGGUUAACUGGUUGGAAUUGUCUAGAAGGAGAGACGUUCCUCCAAACGGCCUGGGUCUAUUUAUGAUGAGACCAGACGAAUGCCAGUACCGCUGCCCAGAAUUGGACGCCUGUAUCAAUGCCAGCGUGUGGUGUGAUGGAGUAGAAGAUUGUCCUUCGGGAGUAGAUGAAGCCAUAACCCAUUGCUCACUCAUAUUGCAAUUACCGCCAGUAUAUCUAUUCUUUGGUGCUUUAGGAGUUAUUCUCUCUAGUUUUCUUACGGGUGUCAUUCUCUGGAAAACCUGUCGACGAAGACCAAGAUCAAUUCUUCAAACUCGUCUCAAAAGUUUGUCUUCCGACACUGCCAUCAUCGACGACCGCGAUAUAAUUUGCUGACACAGCGACAAUUCUGUGCGGUACGUAGAAAUCGACAGAGUGACGACUGUCUGACGCACAAAUUUCUACCUAUCGCGCGGAAUUGUGAUUAGCAAAUCUUUUUUAUACGGUUUGGUGUCGAUCUCGAAACUGGGCGGUUUGUAAUUUAGGGUUUUCAAGUUGUUUUGCCAAUGAACAAUCGAAGUAGUUUGCUUUUGUGCCAAUAUAAUUAAAUAACAAUGACAACAAAAGCUCUAGCUGAAGACAAAAGACUUACGAUGUAAAGAAAUCACUGCUCAUAUAAUCUUAAGAAACUAUGUGCGAAAAGGUAAGUAUCCACUACAUUGGCGCUCCGCGCUCCCUGUAACUGCUCCAAUCGAUAAGGCAUGCGCUCCUCUGUACAUAUAAAGGGCCACUGAUUGUGGGUGCACUGUCGCACGAUCCUGGAGCGCCAACGUACCCACUAUGUGAAGCAGGUGCAGGAGCGUAGAGCGCGACCAUAAUGAAUACGUGCCUUAAAACAUGAACUGCCGAAAAGAAAAGUAACGCAAUUACAAAAGCUAGUUCCUGACGCGAAUCCAUUUUGAAGGGUGGAAAUAGGUAUACGCACGAUGAAAUCACACAGUGGGCUAUGUGUUGACUUUCUAAUCGACACUAAAGCGAGACUAAAGUCACCAGCGAGGCUCCCAUGCUGAUCUCGAGAUCGCAAUUGAUCUCAAAUCGACAACACCUUGAGACUAAUCUCGAGAUUUUAUCCCAAGUGGACAGUCAGCUUUAGAUGUAAAUUAGACCUGGGGGGUCAGAUAAUAGAACAAGUGGUGGAGUUUAGGCAUCACAGUAUCUAUAAAAAAAAGCCACGGAAAGCUCGAAACAGAAGUGGAAGAUUAAAUGAAUAGAGCAAACAGAGCCACAAGUUGCCUGAAUGCCACAAUAUGUAGAAAUAAAAAUAUCGGAAAAGAAAUGAAAGGCAGAAUUUACAAAACAGACAUCAUAACAAUAAUGACGGGGCAGAAACACGACUUGACACAGAGAGGACCAAAAGAUUGAUCGAAACACGGAUAUGAAAACCCUUCGAAAAGUCGAUGGUAUGACACUAUGUGACAGAGCUCUAAGCAUAGGCGUAACCAGGGGGGGUUUUGGGGGUUAUAACCCCCCAUUGGGAUGUACUUUGAGCUCUAUACGCUUAACACCAUAGCCCUCAGUACCCUCAACUUCCAGUAGUUGUAACCCCCCCUUUCAGGUAGUUGUAACCCCCUCCUAGGAUCAUCCUGGUUACACCUAUGGCUCUAAGUACGGAUAUAUGACGGAGAUGCAAGAUGGAGAACAUUAAUAAUUCGAUAAGAAACAGGACAGCAGAAUAGAAUGUAAUGAACGAGUAGAAUAGAGUAGUAAGGACAGCGAGAGACGGUUCUCCAAUAGGAAGAUGAUCAGUGCUAAGAACAUGAAAACGAUGAAACGACAAUUUACUGGAGGCUCCAGUAAGUAGCACAAAAAACAGAUAGAGUCAUGUCAAUACAAAAAGAACAAAAAGAAUAUUUCUUCUUAUUAUUCUUAUUUUGCUUGUUGACUUUCAGAAAAAUACUCGCUCCUUCUCUAUAAGGUGUCUACCAACUUUGUCAUGCCGUUACCUUUGACAUGAUUUACAUAACGUGUAAAGGGCCUUCUUUGCGAUUAUUUGCCAUUAAUUUUACCCCCUAAGAUCAAUUUUCAAAAUUCUGAAGGCCACUUUUUAAUAGUUUUUAAUGUUAAGUACCAAUCAGUUAGGCUAUCUAUCAAACUCACGGUCAAAAUAAUGUUAUUAGUUUAUUAAAAUAUAUUCAACACCUUAUAUUUUAAAACAGAAACAGAACUUGUCACAUUUGUUUAUAGGAACUUUUAAUCUCAAAAUGGAUGGAUAAAUUGAUAACAACAAUGUAAUAAUUUACAUCAUAACUUAAAUCGAUCAGAAACACCCCAUACAUUUUUUGAAAGUCAUAUAAUUAUUUUUAGCAUGAAUUUAGCGAUGUUCAAAUUCAUAAAAGAGUGUUCUUUUUCAUUUUUUCACUUAUGCUCAUUUAUUUUAAUGUUUUUGAUUACACAAAUCACCUUGGUUUAGUAAAUCUUGCACAAAUAACACGUGAGUAUUAUUAUUAUUUUAUGUGUAGCAAUGGUUGUCUAUUUACUAGUAAGUCUUUGUAUUUCCAUUUAAAAUUGAAAUCAAGCACCAGCCUCCUAAGGUCAGAAUCCAUUGUGACAAACGUGAUAUAUAUAUACAUAAAGACAGAAAAUAUCAUCAUCAUCUUCAUCAUCAGUGGCAUCACAGAACCAAAGCCUUAUUGUUUAAUCUCAAAUAUUCCUCAUUAAUAGCUUCGUAAUUAAACAAUAUAAAAUCACACCCAGUAUAUCAAAGCAAAGUUAAUGUCAUUGUACACCACGAGUACGCUCCAGUAAAAUUCGGUGCAUAAACAAUAUAUUUGGAAACGACACAAAAUCGCUGACUAAGUAAAACUAACUACCUUUGUUUGGUGUAAGAAACAAUAGGGGCUCGUGUCAUCGAUAACCCAAAAUUAGAAUCUAUAAAACUAUGGUACAGUUUACCGAGAGAAUGAUUAUCAGUUUAACCGUCAAACCAGUCGCGCAGUAAGGCUCCGUCAAUCAGUAGAAAUUUGGCUAUCCACGUUGGGCGCCACUUAUGUGCGGCAACCUUAGGUGCCUAUAAAGUGGCAACAGCCUGAAGGUCCCGACAUAUAUGAAAAGUGCACCGUUGCUCUUUAAAGUAUUCGGAGGGGUCGGGGUCGAUAGAUAAAGAAGUUGAAGAAAAUUGAAAAGAAGACGAAGAAGAAGACGAAAAGUUGGGCGCCAACUUAAAUGCGUAGGAUUUUACCUUACCUUACCUUCUAGGUACAAUCGAACAGGAACUAAAUGAUGUCCAAAUUACUCUAUAAAAUUAUCUGAAAUGUAGGUAGGUGGAUUAAAUAAAAAAAAUUAAAGAUAAUAAAAAAUGACAAUCGUAAUAAAAGUGACAAUUACAAGUUAAUUUUUUUAUAUCUUUAAAUAAAAUCAUUUUUUUUCGUAAAAUUGAGGCUUAUUUUCCAUUGAAAAUAGUUGAUAUUUAACGGGUUUGUGUUUUCUAUCUUGUUUGACUAUUUUAUGUUUAGUUUUUUUUGUUGCUUUGCUACAUUGUUGUUAAGACUUUUGUAUACUCGUAAAAUAAAUUAACAAUAAUUGUCAUUUUUCUUACGAUUGUCAUUUUUUUAAUAUUUUAUUUAAUCCACCUACAUUUCAGAUAAUUUUAUAGUCAUUUAGCUAUAGCCCAGGACGCAUCUCUCCAUAAUUAAAUUUCCUACAAUAUAGAAUUGGUUACAAAUUUAAAAAAAUGUCACCCUUAUUGCAAAAUAGCAAUAAUUGCGAAAAAAAAAACAUACAAAAACAAGUAUUCGCAUUUUACGUUUUUCAACCAUUUAUGCUACACUUAGGACCUUCAUAUUUUAUCCAGAAAAACUUUAU
This is a messenger RNA of Diabrotica virgifera virgifera (western corn rootworm), 6333 nucleotides long. RefSeq lists its product as uncharacterized. Gene Ontology annotation, cellular component: plasma membrane. The transcript has 12 exons. The record is from RefSeq and is a predicted model, not a curated record. Lineage: Eukaryota; Metazoa; Arthropoda; Insecta; Coleoptera; Chrysomelidae. The coding region runs from base 1 to 2868 and encodes 955 amino acids. Gene Ontology annotation, molecular function: protein binding.